This is a messenger RNA of Anopheles aquasalis, 1883 nucleotides long. Its product is annotated as UDP-glucosyltransferase 2-like. The record is from RefSeq and is a predicted model, not a curated record. Gene Ontology annotation, molecular function: UDP-glycosyltransferase activity. Lineage: Eukaryota; Metazoa; Arthropoda; Insecta; Diptera; Culicidae.
AUCAGUGGCGUUCGGUAUCCACCGGCAUCCGGCAACAAGUGCUUUUUUUUGGCCAAGUCACACCUGAUAAAAUGUACUUUGGUUGUUAAAUCCAAGCGCAAUAGUGAUAAGACUUUGAUGAUCAGAGAUAAACGAAAGUAGCGACGACAGUGAGCUACAGAAAUCGUGUGCGACAGUUAGCCAUUAGCGGUUCCAGCGGUUCGAUCGUGCACACGCCACGUUCUACGCCCGGAGAUGAGGUACCCGGUAAUUACGAGGCUGACCUUCAGUGUGGUGCUGCUCGGGCUACUUCUCGCUGCUCGUCAUGGUGAUACAGCAAAAAUCGUUGGCGUCUUCCCAACCGCAAGCAAAUCGCACGUUUUGGGCUUACAGGCUCUGCUCAAAGAGCUGGCAAACCGUGGCCAUGAGGUGACGAUGGUAUCGGCAUUUCCACUGAAACGCCCUCCAGCGAACUAUCGCGAUGUCUAUCUGCCUAUCGAGGGAGCAUUUACGACGAUCAUGAGCGAGUUUAUGCAGGGUGGAGAUCGAAACAUGAUGAAACUGUUGCCGAAAAUACUCAACGUGUCCCUGGAAGCUUCAAAUACAUCGAUCAACACCGAGGCGUUCCGGACGUUGGUGCGAGAGGAGCAAUUCGAUCUGGCGAUCGUUGGUUACUUCAUGAACAGCUUCGUCCUCGGUAUCGGCCAGCUGUUCAACUGUCCGACGAUUCUCUACUUUUCGGCCGCUGGAUCCGGGCUGACGAAUAUGGUGGGCAAUCCGGCGGAGGUGGCUGCCGUUCCACACCUCCUAAUGGGUCCCCGGAAUCCCAUGACGUUCUUGCAGCGUGUCGGCAACACGCUCAUUACCGGCAUCGAGAAGCUAAUGAUUCAAUACAUUCGCUACAAGACGUUGCCUUAUUAUGAAUCUAAUUUCCCAUCAGAAAAGGGAUAUCGUAGUUUCGAUGAGACGUUGCAGAACGUCUCGUUGGUGCUGCUAAACACGUACUUUACACAGACCGUUCCGCGGCCGUAUCUUCCCAACAUGGUUGAAGUUGGUGGUUUGCAGAUCAACGCGAAACCGGAACCACUGUCAACCGAUCUGCAGCAGUUUCUGGAUGGAGCAGGGAGUGACGGUGCCAUUUUCAUCAGCUUCGGUUCGAACCUUCGCAGCUCGACCUUGCGGCAGGACAAGCUGGACGCGAUUCUGGGCAUGAUUCGAAAGUUGAAGCAACGCGUCAUCUGGACUUGGGAUGCGGACGAGAUGCCGAACCGGCCGGCGAAUGUGUUCAUUGGGAAGUGGCUACCACAGGAUAGCAUACUGGCGCACCCGAAUCUGCGACUGUUUAUCACGCACGGUGGUCUCGGCAGUAUUACCGAAGCAAUGUACCACGGAAUUCCGAUCGUUGGCAUUCCCAUGUUUGGUGAUCAGGACAAUAAUGUGGCUCAGGUCGUAAAGGAGGGUUGGGGUGUUAGGGUAAGCUUCGAUACGCUUACAGAAGCCGGCCUGACCGAGGCAGUGCAGCAAGUGCUACAGGAACGAAAGUAUCGCGAUCACAUCCAGCAGUUGGCGGCGCUAUUCAAAGACCGACCGAUGGCUGCACUCGAGACGGCCGUUUUCUGGGUCGAGUAUGUCAUCCGCCAUCACGGUGCACCACAUCUUCACUAUCAGGGAGCUGAUUUGAAUGUGUUUCAGUUAGCGUUGCUGGAUGUGUACGCUUUUCUUGUGGCGCUGCUGUUCAUCGCAUACAAGCUGAUCCGUUUUUUGGUUCGAAAACUUAUCAAAGCUAUUCGAGGAGGAGCUGCCGGUGUUGAUCAACGUGGAACUCACUCGGCCAAGCAAUUGAAAAAGAAGAAAAAUUAAUACCCUAGCGGGUGGUGUCUUGAACAUUCCAGACAAUUUCGAAA